CUCGGUGCCCGCCUCUCAGCUGUGUGCAGCUAUAGGUAAACAAACAGGAGAGGAGAGGAAACGAGCAGCAGCGGGCACUUUGCUGGCUCUGGGCUCCCUCUGAGGAAUUUUAUAUUGUUUAUAUGUUUGUACAAAUUUAAUAACGUGUUUCCUAGAAACUUUUAAUACUUUGAUACACUGGUUUUGACAUUUUCUAACAACGAGAGCCUGGUCAAGGAUUGUCUGCAGCUUGGAAACACUGGAUUUCACCCAUCUCUUCUCUCGACAAAAGGCUGCUGAUGAGCCAGCGAAGAUAACAACACGACGUUUUUAUUAAGUAUCACUCAGUGUAGUAAUAACCGAGCCUUAGGAGAGAAUGACGGCUGUUCAGCUAAUCAAUAUCCAGCGGUUAUUGGAAGCUGCGGAAUAUCUCGAAAGGAGAGAAAGAGAGUGUGAACAUGGAUAUGCUUCGACGUUUCCAUCGAGUCAGGACACAAACUACCAGAGGCAAAGGAAAUUCCGAAAUAAGAAGUUCAGCAGUAACCACAAUAGGUCCACACAUAAUGAGCUGGAGAAGAAUAGACGAGCUCACCUGCGGCUGUGUCUCGAGAGGUUGAAGACCCUCAUACCCCUGGGACCCGACUGCAACCGCCACACCACCCUGGGCCUGCUCAACAAAGCCAAAGCACACAUAAAGAAACUUGAAGAGGCAGACAGGAAGAGCCAGUACCAGCUGGAGUCUCUGGAGCGGGAGCAGAGGCACCUCCAUCGCCAGCUGGAGCUGCUGAGGGGAGGCAGCGGUGCUGCCGCCCAGAGCAGCCCAGGGGAGGGGGAGAGGAUACGCAUGGACAGCGUGGGCUCCACCCUCUGCUCCGACCGCUCUGACUCUGACCAAGAGGAGAUCGAAGUGGACGUGGAAAGCACGGAGUUCUCCCAUGGAGAGCUGGACAGUGUGAGCACAGCCAGCACCAGCGACCUGGACGACCACAGCAGCCUGCAGAGCAUGGCCAGCGACGAGGGCUACUCCUCCUGCAGUGUCAAACUUGCCUUCUCCUCCUAGAGCCCCGCCACCACCACCACCACCACCACCACCACCCCCCUGCCAAACCCACCUGCCCUCCCAUCUGUUUAUCCAUCCAGCCAUGCCACCUCCGACGAUGACGGCCACGCCGCCCCCCAGCUAACGGCGUCCCUGUCGCUCCUGCCUCUCAGCAGCGCUCCCUCCUGCGCUGUUGGAGGAGCUUCGCUGAGAGCUUCUCCUCACUUCUGAACUUUGAGCUGCCCCGACCAACACCGACACCAGGGACCCAAACACAGUGAUGUGAAACUGCCAGUUGGUUUUAAUCUUCUUUUAAAAGGAGAUCAGAGACCUGGUUGAUAUAAAAAAAAAUACACAUCAUCUUGAUUUUUAAACCCACGAAAUGAAUGAUUUUACUUUUAUUUCCUUGAACUGUCAAAUGUCUGAAUUUUUGAAAGACACACACAACCCCUAAUUUGAUCCAACAUGCACUUAAACUCAUAUGAUAUUGAAGUAGUUUGGUUCUCUCUCCUGUGGUGUGUGUGUGUGUGUGUGUUGAGCUGGUCCUGUGUAUCCCUUCUUAACGUUCUGGUGUCGGGCCUGGAUAAACAGUAGCACAUCUAAUCUGGACUAUAAUCAACACCGUGGGUGAACUUUGCCAUAUCAACACAGCGUGGCCCUGAUGAACAUCCCCUUCAGCCCUGAAUUCAACCCUCGUCUUAUUGUUUCUCUCAUUUCCUCUGCUCGACACCGCAGACGCUCGGACACUCGAAUUGGUGCUAUUGUGAAACAAACCAACGGGGGAAGCAGAUCAGAUCUACCACCACUAAGCUUUUAAAGCAAAACAAAGUGUGUCUGCAACGAUUGUUUCCAACCAAGCACGGAGGAAAACAACCAAAAAAAGAGAAUGGAGGAAAAGAAAAACAACAACAUUCCUGUCGAAUGUGGGUGCUCAGUGCUUUUUCAAAGAGUGGAAAUUGUAACUUGUGUGUGUGUGUGUUUUGUUUUGGUUUCUCUCCCCCUCGACAAGCAGCUACGACAAGCUAUCCUGCACUUGCCUACUUUAGAGCUGUCCAUAGAAACGGCACAAACCAAGAAAAAAAACAAAAACAGCAACAAGGAAAAAGUCCAAACAACAACAAACUUUGGAAUAGAUGUCCAUCCUCUUUCCAGCAGUAACAAGCAAUAACUCUUGUAGUCCUUUUUCGUCCCGUCAGUUCCAACUCCUUCACAUUUAUUUUUCUUUUCUCCCCUAAAGACUGUGUGACCGUCCAAAUUACUUCUUUUUUUGUUUUGUACAUACAAAUAGCUUAAUGAAUUAAACCUUCAAAAGGAGUUUUUUUAAAAAGAAAAAAAGUUAGAGCUCAUGGAUAGAACUAUUGCCUCUGUUGCUGUUUGACCUGUGUUUAUUGUGCAUUUAAAAAAGAAAGAUUUGAUCCUCUUCAGAUUGACAGUGGAUGUGGCACGGACGCUAUUACUUUGUUCAGUUUGCUGGUGUAAAAGAAGUUAUUCAUUCUGUUGCUGCGCUGACAAGGAAACAAAAAGUUACUCUUCAAAGUGAAAAAAAAAAAACACGAACAACGGAGCAACUUCCCAUCCAGUAUGACUUCUGUUGGAGAGUUUGUGUGGCACUCUUUUUAUUUAUUAGACUUUUUUCUCUUGUUUAUAAUGUUCAUGAAAUGGAGGGGGGGGGUAAAAGCUGUAUAUGGCAUUCCACUGGUGGUCAGGUGAUCUGUGGAGGAAAAGAAGAAAACGGGUUGUAUGAUGUCAAUGUUCGCCAUCCCAACUCCACUGGCAUUAAGAAUUGCACUUCAACCACAGUUCUCUGUAUCUUAUUUUUCUUUUUUCCCCACUGUCUUUCUCUCUCAUGGAGCUCACAUGAAUCCUUUUGUAUGUGAAUGAAAAAAAACAAAAAAACACCUCCCUUUUUAAAUAUUUAUUUCUCAUUUCCCUCAAAGAACACAAGCAAUGGGGAAAGAAAGAAGUUAACUUAUUUUGGUUCUGUCUUACUUCACUCCUCUUUUUUCAUGCUUAUUCCUCAUUCCGUAUUUUAAGAAUUGUAUAUUUUAUUGCUUUUUGUUCAUUUGUUUCGGGUGGGGAGGGCGGGAGGGGAUAUGAAAUGUAGCCAUUUUUGUUUUCUUUUUUUAUUUUCUGAUGUUUUAUUCAAUGGACACUUGAAAUGUAAUUGGGCCCCUAAGCUGCUCCUAGUGCUGAGCCUCGCCUGUUUAGAGUCGCCGGCCUUGUCCGGAGCCGACUACCCCGACAACACGCCUCUUACCGUAAACGCAGACCUGAAACAACCGCAUAGGCUGACAGACAAAAUGCCUUCCAAGGUGAAACAUUUGCCAUCUUGUUCAUAAGUUCUCCUGUGCGGUUGUUUUUGGGUGUUGAGAGGGGGAGGUUAUCUCUGCACAUGGCUUAUUGAUAGCCAAGACUUUACUGGCAAUUAUUGAGCCAGUUACUACACAAUAAAAGGGGUCUAAAACUCCACUUUCCUCUAUUAGGAGGAUCGUAGUCUCUAUUAGACAUGUGUUCUAGUUGACAAAAUGUGUCUUACAUUUACAAUUCAACGCCUCCGACUGAGGAUUUAAAGAAAAACACAAACAGAAAAAGAACAAAUCCUUCAGUUCCUUUGAAGGACAUCAUUAAGGUGUAGAGUUUGACAAGUACGUUCUCUGCGGAGCUACGUCGAGGUUGUUGGACUUGGCACUGAAUCAGAAAGUCACCGCUUCUGGUGCUUGAUUAUUAAAAAAGUAUAUAUGCCAAAACCACCUCAGAACACCUCAGUGUCCUCUCUCUUUAUCUCUCUCUCUCUCUGAGGGACAGUUUACAUUUAUUCUUCCCCUGUUUAAGUUAUUAACCUUCAACUCUUUUGUUUUCGUCUUCAUAUGUUGGUUUUAUGAACCUCCACUGCUGACAGAAAAAAAAAAAAAAAAAAAAGGUCCCAUGUUUGACGACAAAAUGAAUUCCACUCCUGGAUCGCAUCCUACUCUAGUGCUGUUUUAACCUGCUUGGAGUACAAUAUAUUUUUACUGCAUCGGGGCGAUUCUGAUAGUGUUGGUUUUUGUUGUUUAUCACUGAAACGUGUGAAAACUGUCUGGCAGUCGUUGUGUUGUCUCAUGUGGCAAAACUACUCUGAUCUUGUAUUCCCAGACGGGAUAAAACAAACUAUAAGAACAGAUUUUACUGAAGCCAGGUCUGUCCUCUCUCAUGUGAGUGUACAGUGUGUGUGUGUGUGUGUGAGUGUGUGUGUGAAUGAGUGAGUGAGUGUGUGUGCUCCAUGUUCUUACUAAGGCUGAGCUUUAGAGAGGCACCUGCUCCGUGACUAGUCUGCACCGAUCUCAGCUGGGCUCAUUCCCACCUGCUACUCAGUAAAUAUCAGACUUCUGGAGAGUGUUUGUCAUAAAAAGACAAAUAUAGCCAACGUCAGAUAUAACAACUGACUCACAUCAUUUGCAGCUAUGAUUUUGCACUGAAAGUUAACUGAGCUCAGCUCUGAGUUCAGUGCAGACUGGUCCUGGAUCAGCCCAGGUUAGUUGGGAUGUCUGACAAAGAGUUUCUGGCAAUGCUGCAGAUUCAAAACAAUAGCAUAUCUUCAUAAGCUGGUGAUCACAAAGCUAUAUUUUUACCUCCGUGUUUUAAGCUGUAGGUGUAGACUUGCGGUCCUGACGGUGGUUCAGGUUAACUUUCCAGUUGUGCAGCUUGGCCAGAAGUGUACCAGCCACGACAAAGUGGACGUUGUUGGCAGUGUCUUUUGUAAACCGCGCUCCAUUCUGGCGUCUGGCUUUGAGCAAACGGGUCCACGAAGUCGAGUUAGCCCAACCAAACGAGCAGUCCCGUAGGGAGUCGUCCUGUUGUUCUGAACAUGUGGCCAUCCUUUGUAAUACAUGCAGUCUGAUGAUGAUGAUGAUUCUAGUCAUGUAAGUUGAAGAUGCAAUACUUACAAUAAAAACACCAAGAUUUUCAAACCUGAA
This is a messenger RNA of Sebastes umbrosus (honeycomb rockfish), 4971 nucleotides long. It is a transcript of the gene mxi1, whose product is annotated as max interactor 1, dimerization protein. Gene Ontology annotation, biological process: regulation of transcription by RNA polymerase II. The coding region runs from base 356 to 1039 and encodes 227 amino acids. Lineage: Eukaryota; Metazoa; Chordata; Actinopteri; Perciformes; Sebastidae. The record is from RefSeq and is a predicted model, not a curated record. Gene Ontology annotation, molecular function: DNA-binding transcription factor activity, RNA polymerase II-specific; RNA polymerase II cis-regulatory region sequence-specific DNA binding; protein dimerization activity. The transcript is spliced from 6 exons.